Messenger RNA from Symbiodinium natans, 2835 nucleotides. The record is from the annotation of a GenBank genome assembly. NCBI's taxonomy places the organism in Eukaryota, Dinophyceae, Suessiales, Symbiodiniaceae.
AUGCCCAGCAAAAGCCAAAAUCUCGGGGUAUUUUCUGACGCUCGGAACCGAAGACUCGCGCAAAGGCUGGACAAGUUUCGCACCGAGCUUGGCGAGCAGCGCCAGCUGCGUGAGGCAGUCGAGAAAGAGAAGAGUUACGUCGAGCUGGGUGGAAGCCGACAGCACCAAGAGCACACUGCCCAGAUUCGAGUCUUGCGAUCGGCUUCAAAACAUCUCACCGAGCGGCUUGAUUGCUUGGAGUCUUCGAGCGAGUCCCAGCAGCGAGACCACGCAGCCUCCGAGGCGGAGGCUGCGAGGCAUCGAGAAGCCUUAGAGGAACGUGCCCAGGCCGCUGAAACCUGGGGCCAGGAGCUUGCGCGCCGGCUUCAGGAGGCCGAGGAUCGCCAUCGAGAGAUCCAUGACGAAAAAGAGGCGCUUCACCUUAAGAGCCAUGGUCACAUCACCGAGGCACACUCCUUCAUGACUCGCCUGCUUCACGCUCUUGGGCACAAGGCUGACGAGCUUGUCGCGUUUGUGUCCGGCCACAGCCAUGGAGAUGAGCAGGUGAUGCGGACCAGUGCGGAGCUGGAGCAUCUGAAAGCAUCAGGAGGGUCUCCAGAGGCACUUGUCACUCGUGCCUUCGCGGGGCUGUCGCAGACUUUGGCAGCCUUGGCACGAGAGAACACAGAGCUGCGAGCAGGGGGCGGCACGCCAACUAGCGCCACCAUGAGGCGGCGACCUGCACCAGCAGCUGCGACGGACGUUACUGUCAGUGAGGUGCAGACCAAGAUGGCCUCCCUCCAGAAGGAGCUCAUCAAGCUGCGAGAGCAGAACCAGGACUUAGAGCUGGAGCGGAAGCAGCUCCUCAGCAGUUCCGGGAAUGGCUCGGCGUCCCAGGAGGCUGAGGCAGCUCUCUCGGACAUGAAGCAGCGAAUGAAGAUGGUUUCCCAGGCAAAGCGACGUGCAGAAGAGCGUGUCGAAGAACAUCAGCAGGAAAUUGCUCGUCAAGCGCGGGUGCACCAGGCAGAGCUGGAAAGGUUUCAGCUUGAUGUCGCCACGCAGCAGCAACAGCAGCUGGAAGAAAAGGAUCAUCUCAGGAGCAAGCUGUCCAACUCAGAGCGGCGAAUCAAGAUGCUGGAGGCCAAGCUGAAAGGCAGAGUUGAAGCUCAGAGGACUCUUCAAGCAGAGAAGGAGGCUGUUGAGGAACAGCUGCGAAUUGCCGCCAAACAGCUCGAGGGCCUGCUCGCGGACGAGUCCAAAGACACAGACCUCCUGCGAGACCUGGCUGCCCUGUCCAAGCAGUUUGACCAGCUGCAUGCCAAGCACCGCGCGCAGCUGGUCAGCGCAGAAGAGCAGGCCAAACUCCUUCAAUCGGAGCAGGCCAUGCGGAAGGAGCUUGAGGCGAAGUUCUCUGCUGCACAGGCAUCUUGGCAGGCCAAAGAGGGCGAGGCCGUUGCGUGGCAGAAGCAUUGUGACGUUCUGGAGAAGGACCUUCGCGCCUUGCGUGCGGAAAAGGCUGCAAGCGAUGCCCAGGCGGAGCAUCUCAGCAAUGCACAAGGAGAGAGCAGACGGCUUGUGGAGGAGCUGCAGAAGGAGCUUAAGCGUCUGCGAGAAGAGCUCCAGGAGGCACAGAAGUUUGAGCCUUUGGAGCUGCUUCUUCGGCUAAAGCGGUUGGAGGAGGAACUCCAGGAGUCAGAGACGGCCAGGCGCCACCUGGAGCGUGAGCGAAAGCGGCGUCCAGGCAGUAGCGUCGCCAGCUUCUCUGCAAUCCUGGAGGACGACGAGACUGAAGACAGCGCCCAGACGAAGCCUGAGCCUGCACCUGCUCGACCUGCUCGACCUGCGCGACCUGUUCCAGAUCCAGGCACGAAUGGUGUCAUUUCUGCAUUGGAUGAGAUUCAGGAAAAGCUUGCAGCUCGGGAGAAGGCCUUGCAUGAGGCCAAGAACUUCACCAAGGAUCCUGUUGCAGCUUCUUCGGAUGUGCAAGCGACGAAGGGUCUGCCGUCCUUAGCGGAGCUGGAGCGCGACUUCGGAGCGUAUGCUCGAUCGGUGGGCUUCAAAGGUGACGUCAACCAGCUUUGGGAAGAGGCCCAGGCAGUGGCAGCGGCCACGUCGCUAGGGCAAGAGGUUGGAGACACGGCCUUAAAGAAGGUGCGAGAUGCCUUAGCAAGAAGAGAAGCUCCUGUAGCUGCUGACAUUCAGCUUCGGCCUUCGUCCGACGGAGCUGCCGUGUCAAGUCCUCCUCGCCGCGGCGUCCCCUGGAAGCCCAAUGGAGACCAUUUUCCAGGUGGUCACAAGGAGACUGGCGGGGACAAGAGCGAACUUCUGUCCGAUGGCCGAAAAGGCGGCACGUUGCCACUUGCGGCACAGGAUUGUUUCCAGCAGGCGGAGGUUCUUUGCCAACGACAGCGAUUCUCUGAGGCAGUUCCGCUUUUCCGGCGAACGCUGGAGAUUCUGCAGGAGUCGGGUCUUGGCUCGGAGCCCGGUACAAAUGGUGCGGUGAUCACGGCCGAGGUAUGGGCGCACUUGGGUGUUGCAAUGCAGUCAUUGGACCAGGUGCCGGAAGCCAUCGAAAGCUACAAGCGAGCAGUGGCGCUUGAUCCGGCUCUUCAUGUCUGCUUCGCGAAUCUUGCAACGCUUCAUGCGUAUCUCAACGACUCGAAGAAAGCCUUGGAGUACAUUGGGAGUGCCAUCGACCUCGACCGGGAAAAUCGGACCUACACACAGCUCAGGCGUCAGUUCUUGGACUGCCAGGUCCAGGAAGCCUCAGAGGUGACGGAUGGGCUAAACUGGGCUAAGCCUUCGCAACUGAACGCAAAUUCCUUCUCCGGAUUUCGAGUCAGCAUAGCUGCCUAG